AUUUUAGACAUUCUUUCCCAAUGUUGGUCUUUGUUGUGUCUGUUGUUUUAUGCUUUCCAUGUAAGGUGAUGCUCUGUUGUUAUUUUAUUUUAUUGCGUUUUGAAAAAAAGGCCUUGAAACAAAAUUGAAUGAAGAAAAACACAGUUAUACAUGUUUAAUUGGAAUUCAGCAAUAGCAAAAAGAUAGUUGGUUUAAGUUAUGAUAACUCAGGUUUUCAUUGUUAUUGCAUAUUUUUAAGGAAAAGAAAGGAAUGUAAUUCAUUAUAUUUUGUGUUGGCAAGUAUAUUCGCACACAGAGUUCUCACUGAAGUCAAUGGAGCCCUGAAAAGAUUAAGUAAUUUCCUGACACAUAACAUUGCAGUUUGAGUCGUAAUGUGUCACCUUUGCUGUAGAGAGUUUUUUGGUGAUUUGUGCUUUUUUAAAGAUACUGAUUAUUUCUACAUUUUUUUAGAGUGAAUCCCAGUUUUUUCUUAUAGACAUGAUAUAUUCAUUUGGCCAUUUUAAAGUCAUCUAAUCUAAGAUAUUUAUCUUUCAAAAUACUGUUUGAAUAUAACACUAUAAUAAACUAAAUAAAAUAAACUGCUAGUUUAAUUUUUAAAAAGCAUUUUUUCCUUAUUGUUACUGUUGAAAAUGUUACUUCAAGUGGGAUAAAAAACUUUUCUUGUGUAUAUUGGUACUCCUUCUUUGCUUUGGAUGUCGUUUAAAUAUGCAGUGAUCUGUCCAGAAAGCUCCCAUUACAAAAUGUUCUUAAAACUCUUAAUGAGAUAAAAUACUUGAUGGAUGCUAAAUUGACAGAUGGUCCUUUAACUGGCUCUGAAGCUGUGCUUUUACAGAUGUGUUGAGUACCAGACAGUUUGUGUGGUUAGUACAAGCAUCCUAGAUUUGAAUACAGUUACAUAGAGCAGGGUUCUGUGGCAGGCAUAUCAAUAGAGUUAGGCAGAACUUCAUUGACUUCAUUUGGAUCACUGUGGAAUUUAGCCUCAGACUGGUGCUGCACCUUUUACCUCUUUAAAAUGGAAUCAUUCUAGCUGAUGGAGUGAACCUGACUUUUAAUUUGGUUGCUGUUUUGCCAUGAACAGCAACAUGUAGAGUAGUUGAACUGUAAACUGCAACAGAUCAAGAAGUACCUCUUCUUAAUGUUUCUAUCUGCAAGAGUCAGGUUUUGGUUCAAAAAAACUACUAUUGACUUCUUGCAAUUUGUUAACAAUGGUUCCAGAGUACCAUUUUUCGGCAUGUUUCUUGCAUCAUGAUCUAGAUAGUGUUCUGCACUAUCUAGAUAUAGAUGUGUAUCUAUAGAUACGGUAGAGUGCUGCUAUAAUAUUCAUCUGGGACGUUAUUAACAAACUGACAAGUCUCCAAAAUUUCACAAACUAUAAAAGUAGUUUCACUAAAGUUCAUAUUGACCUGCAGUGUGCUGCUUAUUCUUGUAGCUUUCUUAGGCAGGCCAUACAGCACAUAUAUUUGUCAUUGUAAAGCCUAGGUUUUUAGUUCCUUUUGUGUCUUGUUUUGGGGGCUCUUUGUUUUCAUAGUUUUAACUUGUUCUUAAAUUACAAAUAGAAUAUUCCUGUAUACAGAAAUAAUACUGCUGUAUGCACUGGAAGCUCUGUAGAGGCUUAGGGGACCAGAGUCUCCAAUUGCCCCUAAAUAAACAGUCUGAAGAUUAUUCAGAAUCUUAGUUUUAUAUUUCAUCGAUGAGAUCUUAACAGUGGUUCAGUACUGCCAGAGAGGGAAGAUGGCUGCCUAAUGAGUGAACAACACUUCCUGGUGUUUUUCUUGUGAUGAGAUCACUGCCUGACAUGAUAUGGCAACAGGCAGGUAAAGCUCUAUUUUCCUGUGUCUUUUGUGGUAGACAGUGAAUGAAAGGAGAAUAAACCAAAAUUCUAACAAAUCUUUUUAAAAAUCUACUCAUAACUGGCUGAUCAGGCAUUACUGAGAAAACAUUGUCACAGUUCAGAGUCAUUCUGGACUCCACAGAAAUGUAUGCAUAGUUAGGUGAACAAGUGAUGAAGUUUUGAGGUCCCUUUUUUUUAAUGUCAAAAUACUGUUUAUAUUAGAAUCAGUUAUUUAUAAAAAGAUGUGAAUUUAAACAAAUUUAACUUUCUGAUGAACUUAGUGUGUGGAAUAAGUAUGGCUUUGGAGACUGUGCCACAAGGGUUUUUUACUAUGUAUCAUAUGAUGCAUUGUUAAUGGAGUCAGUGGAGUGGACCAUGGGUUUUAAAAGUAGUGAUGGCUUUUUAUCCUACCAGGAGGUAAAAUUAUACCGCUGGCCAACAAUGCCAGUAAUAAAGCAUUUAAUGUGUGAAGUUAAACACAGAGGAGAGGUAAAAUGGAAAUCUGAAAGCCUGGUUCAAAAAAAAAAAAAAAAAUCUGAAAUUUGGAGUGUAUUUAACAGUGGUAAAUCAAGGAGGAAGUCGCUACAGAAUGGUAUCAAUGAAAAGUAUGUAACAUUUGAUGAACAAUUGAACAAAAGUGUAAUUGUAAAUGAAGUAAGAGUAUUAAUCUGUGAAAAUAUGACUUUUUGUAUGUGUGUAUUGGUAGGUUUUUCUUUAAAUAUACUUUGAAAAUGCAAAGGUUGAAAGCUAAACAAAGAUGCCACCCUAAUCUUUCUAAAUUUUAUGUCCACAUUAUCUGGUAGAUGGAUUUUGACUAUUAAUUUGGUUUUGUAUGUUUUCUCUGUGUGAUAUUUGUGCAUUAUUAGAUGACUAGACUGGCCAAGGCAGACCUGUUACACUUGCCUGAGUUAGGCAUUGUUUGCCAUGCCACUAAACCUGCCGCCAAGUGAAACCUUCAUGGGGGAAAUGAGAUCGAAGUCUGACCUGCUGAAGAUGGACGCCCUGUCUCUGUUUUUAUUUUAUUUUGCUUUCUUUCCUUUGUUUCUUUUAUUUUUAUUUUAUUUUGUCCCUUUUUUGUUUUGUUCUGUUAAAUCUCUUUCCCUUGUACUUGUGAACUGGUACUUCAGUUCUGUAAAAUGAUGUCUGUAAAGGGUUCACAGUGUUUGAUUUUGAAGUUGACCUGGAGCUGCUUAUGAAUGGUGGAUGGUAUACAGAGAAUUUAGAAUAUGAUUAGUUUUUAAUGCUCUGAAUUAAGGAUAAAUUUGAUUUGGAAUUCUUUUAAGUAUCUAAAUUCAACAGAUGAGUACAUUGUGUCAAAAGACAGGAGAAGUGAAAAAUUUAUCAGUUCCAAGAUAUAUUAUUCCAUAUGUUGCACUUUUUAAGUUUGUAUUGUAAAAGGACAGUUGAAACUAUUACUUCUGGAGAAGGCAACUUUAGAAAGUAAAGCCAUAAUAUUUCUCUGCUAUUUUUCCUCAGCAGAGUGUUUUAUGUUUCACCAGCUAUUUAAAAGAAGGCUUACUAUUUAUGUCCAACAUGAUGAUAUAAAAUAAUUAUUUCUGAAAUUUCACUUUGAUGAAUAUUGAAUGUCAUGAAAUAUUUGUUUGCUUCUGAUGAAACCUUGCUCCAAUGAGGUCAGUGGUAGUAAGAUUUCAUCCUUCUUUUUUCCUAUAACUUUCAGAAAAAACUAUUUACCACUCAUAAGUACAAUUGCAGCCUGAAGUUUUGGUUGGAGUGUGUUAUGUGAGACAUACUGUCUUUUAACACUGUUACUUGUGGAAGAUUGAAUCAAUUCUCUUUGUGUGUGUGUGUGUGUGUGUGUUGCACUUUGACAUGCUCUAGUGGUGAUUAUUUCAGGAAGAGGUUUAAAAAAACACUGAAGUCAGAAAAAAAGUGUUUUUCCAGUCAUCUCAGAGUCUGAGAAGCCCUGGCAGUUCAUGCUGGAGUGAUUGAGAUGGUUCUCAUCCCUAAAGGAUGUUUUUACUUCUCGUGAAACAGAAGCCCUGAAACAGAAGUGGUGGUGGACAAAGUGGUGUGUCUAGUCCUCAGGCAUUGCUUUUCCCAGCCAACUGCACUGGGAUCUCUUGGUUUCACUCCUUUCACCACACUCUGCACUGCAGCUGGGAAGAGCUUUGAUUUGUGAUGUUUGUUGGAUUUGGCUGUGACAGUUGUAAUUGCCAGUAGCUGUAAUCUCUUUAUUCCCUUCUGCUAGAUCCAGAAUCCAAACUAAGAUUCAUGAGUUGGAUCUCAUAGAAAUCAUUUUAUUUCUAAGUGUACAUGUUCCAUUGGUGUAAAGUAGCAGGAAAAUAAUUAACUUUUUUAAUGUUUAAAGUAGAUUGUCAUCUCUUCAGCAUUUUUAAAACAAGCAAACUCAUUGCAGAAGCAAUUUUGAAUGUGAGGAUUAACUCUACAGGUUCACCACAAAGAGCUGGAAAUUAAUUUCUCUUGAGCACUUGAGGACUAAAAAUACUGUGAUUAGUACUUGUUUGAUGCAGAUGAUUAUGUUUAGUCUUCAGCAUAAUGGGUACUAGUAUGGACUAGGUUGUCUAGGGCUCUUUAGACUGAUGGUACAGAAGAGUAGCAAUCACAACUAUGUCUUUAGGCAAUACUGGGGCUAUGUACAUUUCCUCCCAGAUUCUUUUGCAAGGCGAAGAAUCAAUAAAAAAAUGAUCAUAGAACCUGUAGCUUACUAAGCAGAAGAGCUUAUAAGAAAUCUGUCUAAGGAUGUGGUGUAGAUACAGCAUAUUUGACUGCUUCCCUCAUUAGAAAAUAAAUAUCUUCACCUCAUUCUUAUUCAGAUUUUAAAUACCAUGUUCUAAAAAUGAAAGUAUUAUUCUUAAACUAUAUUGUCGUAAAUGGUUGCAUUAUAAUGUGCAACAUUUUAAGUGUAUUUAGUGGGCUUGUAUUUCCUUUACAAAUACAAUCAUAGAGGUAAAACUGCAAAAUUUAAAGCUUUUAACUCAUGUGGUUAUUUGGAUUCACAUAUUAAUUUGUUUUUCAAAGCUAUUUAAAGAAUAUGAAGGUAGAUAUUCUAGAUAAUGAAUUUUUUUUCCUUCUUCUUCACAAAGCGUUUUGUAGAAUUUAUUAAAAUUCGCCCUGGUCAUAAAAACUGGAAAAGUUACUCGGAAGAGACAGUGUCUUAGAAUAUACAGGCAAAUUUUCAGGGUUCUGUCUGUAGAAAUAGACCCUUUCUCAUUCUUGAAAACAAAAUAAAUUAAUCUUUCUUUGUGGUAUAGAACUGACCAGCUUGAUUUUGUAUUUAAAAUAGAACUUAACAUUGUUGAAAGACCAAAGUAUUCUGGAAAUAAUGCUGCAAACUUUACAAUUUACAUAUGCAUGCUGUUCAUUCUGUGAGCUGCUAUAGUGGUGAACUUACCUGAAAUGUUCAGUGGAUUUAUUAGACAAUGUUUCAGCAAGUUAAUGAUUACAGUUUUCUCAGUGCUAUGGUCCAUAUACUAAAAGUUUAGGCUUCUACUGAAGUCACUUUAUGAACUUGAGUCAUUGUCUUAGUUAUAUGUGCCUAACUGAGCUCCUGUUUAAAAGGGCUAAAUGCCUAAGCAUUUUGUAAGUUUACCUGGUUAAGUGUGUAUUGAAUUGGCUGUAUGUAAGUGCAUACUUAAAUUAGGCAUAUACUUAUGUACAGUAGUGACCAAGGAUCUCAGUUAGCAUGCAGGCACACCACUACAAGAGCCAUUUCUGCCAUUGGAUUUAAUUGUGCCAUGUCUCUUGAUCCAUAGAAACCUGCACGAGUAGCUGUUUAAUUGCAAGAUGCUCACUGUUCAGGAUAAGUUCUGGUUCAUUAGUAGUUUGAAAAAACUUUUAAUACUUUGAUAUUCAGAAGAACUGAUACAUAAUUCUAUGCCUAAUUUGCAUGCACAUCUGCUGGAACUGUAUAUUCAAAAGCCUGUUAAUAGGCCUAAAUAUUAGGCAGGGUGCACAAAGUGCCUGAUACUUUCGAGCAGUCAGGCAAAUUAGGUACACCUCUCAUUGCAUGCCCGACUUCAAGACGAGAUCUGUUAAGAGUGCUGAACAUUGUGAUGGUGGCUUAAAUUCAUGCAUGUUUUUUAAAAAAGCCCUGGAAGUCAUUAUUGCACAUUUUACUACUAAGUGCUAAUAAUUUUCCGAUUUUUCUCCCUUAGAUAGCAAAAUCAAAUGAUUUUUUACAUGUUAAGGAGCAAGGUGUCUCAAAUAUUAACAUAAAUAAAAAUAAAUGUAAAUAGGAAGCAUGGAAAAAAAUGGGUACUGUUACUUUAUCUUUUCUGUUCCAUUCAUGCUACAUAUAAAUUAAGUUUCAUUUAGAUUUGUUUUGUCAUUCGGUCAUAUCCAGCUGUAACCCAGACUUUCCUGCAGAUCUGUAGAGCAGGUUUGCAGCACUUGUUUCUUGUCAUUUUUUAAAGUAGUAUGUUUUCUGUGGUGUCAGUUAGAAUUCAUAUCACUAAACCUGCAUGGUGUUUUGAAACCUAUUUCAAAUUUUCCUUUUUGAUAAGAAUAUAUAUCAGUCUUCAGAUUUUGGAUUUAGAUGUUUUGUAGUUAAAAUGUGCAGUUUGAAUCAAAUCAGAAAACCACUGGCACAGCUUUUUAUAUCUUACUUGACUAUUAAAGCAAGGUUUAAAUAAGAACAUUUACUUUAUUAAUAUCCAUGAAGUAAUACCAAAGGACUCGACCAAAGUUGGUUAGCCUGAUCAAUUAUGAUUUUCUUCAAUCUCAGUAAAUUUAGAGUUAACUUACCAGUUUCAGAUAAACUGAAGUGACUAGAAUGUGAGAGUACAAAUCUAAGUUUUUUCUACUCUUCCUUCCUCUACCUUCAACUUCACUUGUAGUAUGUAUUCUGUGCAGUCACAGUAGUUCAGUAGUUUAUUAUUUUAUGUUUUAUUUAUUUUUACAUUCUAAUUAGGUAGCACCAGAGGAAUAAAGAAAAGCACGAAUUUCAAUCAGCACAUACUUUGGGGUUUUUUUCUUUCUUUUUUCUUUGUUUUAUUUUCUUUUUUUUUCUCUUUUCUUUGUUUUUUUAUUUCUCUUUUUUUUUUCUUUUGUUUUUUUUUCUUUCUUUUACUGAUUUGGUUAUUUGCCAUUUCUGGGGAUUAAACUUUAAAAAAUGUUCUUCUUUUCUGUAUCUGAUGUUCUGUGUGCUAUUAGUGAUGCAGCCAACACGAACGGUUGUCAUGUGUAAAACAACUUUCGAUCACCGCGAAAACACCGCCCUGGGAAAGCGUCCAUGCUUGAUAUCGUUUGGUUCAUGAACGUUAAGUUUCCAGUACAGGUAAAAUCCCAGAUGAAGCCAAAGCCCUCUCUCUAUUGGCGCCUGCUCCUACUAUGACAAGUCUGAUGCCUGGUGCAGGAUUGCUUCCUAUACCUACACCAACCCCCUUGACUACACUUGGUGUUUCACUUGGUACUUUAGGGGCUAUACCAGCAGCAGCAUUGGAUCCUAACAUUACAGCACUGGGAGAAAUACCACAACCACCAAUUAUGGGAAAUGUGGAUCCAUCCAAAAUUGAUGAAAUCAGGAGAACAGUCUAUGUUGGAAACUUGAAUUCCCAGACUACAACAGCAGAUCAGCUGCUUGAAUUCUUUAAGCAAGUUGGAGAAGUCAAGUUUGUGCGAAUGGCAGGUGAUGAGACGCAACCAACACGAUUUGCUUUUGUGGAAUUUGCAGACCAAAAUUCUGUACCUCGAGCUCUUGCCUUUAAUGGAGUUAUGUUUGGAGACCGGCCACUGAAGAUAAAUCACUCCAAUAAUGCAAUAGUGAAGCCUCCUGAAAUGACACCACAAGCUGCUGCCAAGGAGCUAGAAGAAGUGAUGAAGAGAGUAAGGGAAGCCCAGUCUUUUAUAUCUGCUGCUAUUGAGCCAGAGUCUGGAAAGAGCAGUGAAAGAAAAGGCGGUCGAUCUCGUUCCCAUUCUCGUUCAGAAUCCAGGUCUAGCUCAAAAUCCCGAUCUAGGAGGAAAAGAUCGCACUCAAAACACAGAAGUAGAUCUGGCAACAGGUCUCUCUCAAGACACAAGGACAGACGCAGAUCCCGAAGUCCCCUGAAAAAACGAUCUAGAUCUACAGAAAGACGGAAAUCAAGAAGUCGCUCUCGUUCUCGGGACAAGAAAAGAGACAAGGAAAAGAUCAAGGAAAAAGAAAAGGCCAAAGAAAAAGACAGAGACCGAGACAAAGAGAAGGAUAGGGAUCGAGACAAAGACAGGGAGAGAGAGCGAGAUAAAGAGAGAAAUAGGGAAAAGGACAAAGAGAGAGAUAAAGAGCGAAGCAAAGAUAGAGAGAGAGCCCGAGACAAAGAUAGGGACAAGGAUAAAGAUAGGGACCGGGAAAAGGAAAAAGAUAAAGACAAGGAAAAAGACAAAGAAGAGGUAGAUCAGAACAAAGAAAAAGAAGAUGCUGAGAAAGAAGGAGAGAAGGACAGAGAGAAGAUUAAGGACAAGGAGGGAGAUAAAGACAAAGGAGGGGACAAAGAAAAGGACAGAGACAAAGAGAAGGAAAAAGAUGGGGAUAAGGAGAAGGAGCGAGAAAAAGAGAGAGAUGAUAAAAAGAAGAAAGAUAAGAGAUCCAGAACACCCCCAAGAAGCUAUAGCUCUUCAAGAAGAUCUCGUAGCUCCAGCAGAGAAAGGCGUAAAAGGAAGAGCAGAAGUCCCUCCAAAUCUCCUAAAACAUCAAAAACAGCAAAAAGAAAGUCUUCACGAAGUCCUUCUCCAAGAAGAAACAAGAAAGAAAAGAAAAGAGAAAGAGAUACAAAUAAUGAAAGAAGAGAAAGAGAACGCUCCACUUCCAAGAAAAAAAGUAGUAAAGAAAAAGAGGGAAAGGAGAAAUCUGACAAAAGCACCACUGCUUUUAAGGACAAAGAUAACAAUAAAGAAGACCAGAAUUUGGAAACUGACAAGGAAGUAGAAAAUAGAGAUACACAAAGGACAGAUGAAGUCAAGCUACAGCAGAACGGGAACUGUCAACCAGAUGAAGAAAACCUCUCAAUUAAAAUGGAAGAGGUUUAAUGCAAAGAAUGGACUUCUAAUUCAACUAAGGAAUGAAAUCCAAAGCAUUUUAUUUCCCAGAAUGAGGAAGAAAAUGUCAAAGCAAUCAACCUGAAUGUGUUGAUAGUACUAGUAGCUCCUCCAAUUCUUGUGAUAGCUUUGUUGUCUUCUUGCUGUAAAGCAAGAGAGCACAGACCAGUAGCUAAUACCAUGAAAAGGCAGAUGCCAUCAGAACUAUUCAUCUCUGAAAAUCCAUGCAUUUCCAUGAUGGCUGUACUUGUAAAAUGAUUUAUGUUAAGUUUUACUAUAAGCUGUUACAAAUAACUAGGAACUGAAAGAUGUAAACCUGUACUUCCCCAAAAAAGCUGAAGAUAUGCAUUGAAGGGUGUUUAAAAUAUUGCUUGUUGAUGCCUUUUCUAUUGUUUUGCCCUGUAGGUUAAAAAAAUCCACAAAAACUUUAAUGUGUGCUGUUUGAUGUGCUUGAAAAUGGUGCAUAAAUAUACACACUUUCUUUCCUUGUAAAUGACAACUGUAGGGAAAGGGGGUUUAAGCAUAAACACGGUUUUACUAUUCUUAUGUUAAAUACUCACAGAUUAAUGUUUUUCAUUUGCUCACUGCUUGAGAUUCUUAGGGUUUCUUAUUUAAAAUAAUUUCUUACUAAUACCCCUGAAAUUAAUAUUUCUUUUAAGGUAUUUGAACGGUGCAUGCGCUUUUUCUGUUCCUAAAAGGAAUGUUGUCAUGUUGUAGAUGUUAGGUUAGCUUACAGGGUUAUUUUGGAGUUGUUUUGUUUUGUUGUUUUCUUUGUCCUUAGAGAAGUGAGCACAUCUAUAUGACAAUACCAGAACUUACAGCUUUGUUUUGCAAUGUACUGCAGUGUGUCUGUUCAGCUAAAAAUAGUACAGGUGCCAUUAAGAAAAUAAUUUUUUCCUUUUGGUUAAAAAAAUACGGGAGCACAAGCAGAAGCUUUAGUGCCUUCUUAAAAUGUGGUAUUUUCUAGAAAUGUAUAUGUGCUGUUACACAUUUUCAGCUAAAUCUUACAUGAUCUCUCUUGCUACUUUGCCACCACCAUACUGUAGACAAAAAUGCAAGUGACUUGCCAGAAUGGUUGUUUGAUUCACUUGUUAAAAUACUGAAGCUCCAUUUUACGUUUAUUUUUUAUUCUUAGAAGAGAUUUUUGAAUAAGAGAAAAGAUUUCAUUUGGGGACCACCACUGUACAAAGUAAUAGCUGAAUACAAAGUGUGCUCUGAUCACCUGCAUCAAAGAAAGCCCUUAAAACAUUUAAUAUACAUUUGGAUGGCCUUAAUCGUUACCUCUCUGUUAUUUUCUCUGAUACCUGUUGGGGGAUAUAAAAGGAAUGGCAUGCACAGAAAUGGGGGAUAAAUAAUUUGAGGAAGAAGGUUCUAAUUUACACAGGGCUUACAUAGUAGAGAUUCUUUUAUCAUUUCUUGUGGAGAAAGCGUACAAGAAGGGAGUGACGAAACAAGUGUUUUUGUCAUGGCAAAACAUGGCUUUUGUUUUCUGGAGUAAUUUAAUUGGUUACAUGAGAUUUCUGAUAAGUUACACUUCUAAGACAUAAUUAUACCUAAAAUCGCGUAGAUUAUUUUUAUUACUACUAUUUUAAUGCAAUCAAAUUACUUAAUUGCCUUACCUCAUGGGAAGUGUUAUUUCAGUUAAAAUAAAAAACUACAUGUAUUGGCUAUUUGCUUUUUACUUGUUUUACUUUUCUUCUACAUAGUUAAUUUUUUUCAGUGGAAGGGAAGCAUAUUAUAGGGAAUGAAAACUUUGCCCAAUUGCUAAGGUAAUGAAAUCCAAUUUGAUUGUGAAGCUGCUUAAUCACUCCCAUUUUUUUAUAAGAUUUUAUGUUCUUGCCACUGUGUACAUUUAAGACAACAGAAAAUGCUUUACCAUGUAAAGUAUAGAACAGCCAUUUUUGUGAUGUAUAAGCCACAUGCUGUUGGCUGGUAAACAGCUAAUUCUGAUAAAAGAAUAAAAAAAAUCUGUAUGCUUACAGGAAGACUGUGAAAGAUUGUGUCUUGCAACAACAGCUGUCUUAUUUAUGAUGUGUAAGUAGCAUAGAGCAAAGAGAUUGUUUGUAUACUUGUUAUCUUUGGUACCAUUUCACUAAUAAAAUAAGUAUUUUAGAGGGAUGUUUCUGCUGGUACAUACUUAUUAAAGGAAUAUUUUUAGACCACCUGGUCUUAUUCAUAGAGCUUCUUUCAUUUGAAAUGUAGAAAUUAGUGAAAACAUACAUGUAUUAUUUAUGUUUUCAUUGAAAAGCUAAAUUUCUCUAUUGGGAAGAACUAGAAUUCCUUCAGCGUAUCCUGUUUUAGCUGGUAGUAGUUUGGUUUCUUGGGUUUUGUUGCCCUGAAAUAGUAUAGCUCUAUGACGUAUCAGUUAUAAAAUAUUUAAAGGAUUGCUUACACUUAGCCGAGAAACAUGCAUUUGGAAGUUAAUAGUUACGGAUGGCAGCCUUAAUUUACUAGCUAGCUUAUCACAUGUGUGGAGCUGUAUACAGCAUGUUGUUAUAUUGUAUGUUUAUUGUGGUUCCCUUACAAAAAGUAUCUUGGGGGUUUUUAGGGUUUAUGUUAAGGAAAAAGCAGCAACCAGCCACCAAAUAUACAGAUUUCCUCCCCUCCUCAAGUCAUACUUUCUUGCAAAUACUGUAUUUUCUGGUUUUGUUUUGUAAAUACUGUGUGGAUCUGUGAGGUAGUUAGCAAUCUGUCUUACCAGGUGUUCCUAAAAAGCCACUUCUGGAGAACUAUUAAUCAAUAAAAAUGCUUAUUUCUGCAGAGAGUAGCGCACUUAUGAACUGGUAGCAUGGCACAGUAAUGAAGUUCCAGCCUGCUCCUACAGGAUUGAGUGAAUCAUCCACUGAAUGUGUCCAUCUUCCAUGACAAGUCCAUUGCCUUCAUCAUUAGCAAGCUUAUGUGCUGUGCUACUGCGUCAGACCAUUUGGUUUUGCACUUUGUAAAUGGUAGAGGUUUUGAGAAGUGUGGUUUAUGAUAGCUGUAUUGUUUUACAUGUAGUUUCAUCUGAAUCAGCCCUUACUUGAAAGUGUAAAUUACUCGGAAGAGUUUUAUAUGUUGCCAUUUUGCUAAGAUCGCAUAAAGCACAUAAACAUAACUUUCCAUUAGUGCCCAUAGCUAUUUUCUCAAGAGGGUUCUGGAUAACAGACAGGAUUUUUCUUUGCAUUCUGAAAGAAGGUAGCAGAAGAGAACUGCUUGAUGGAUCAAGCAGGAUGUCAAACUCAAAAUAGAGGUGUCUGUGGCUUAUAUGAUUGCAUCAGAGUCAAUGGAUUCACACAGGUGUGAGGCAUGGAAUUUUAUUUGCAAACACCAACAGUAGUAUAUUAUGUAAAGAGUUCUUAGUUUUCAUAUGUUGGAAUUGGAACUAGGGGUUAUAAAAGCACUUGCUUAGAAACUAGAAAUAUAUGAAAAAUGCUUGGGAAAUGAUUGAGAUGUGGGUUUUGCCUAUUCAGUAAUCACCUGCUAAUUUUUUUGAUGGCAGUUUCACAUAGAUAGAUAUGUCUGAACUAGCUUUAUAUUAGUGGGCUGACAGCAGCCUAUACACAGCUUGGAUUUUGAAAUGAGCUGUGGACACUCCAGUGCCAUUUACACUUGUGGAAUGAAGUUAAAUUUGUAGUUUGUAGUGUGCUUUACAUUGCUUGAUAGUGUUCUCUGGCCCUGUUACACGUUAGGCAAUACCUGAAAUUACUUUGAAACUCUUCAGAUCUGUUACAUAGUAGUUUCUCUCUUUUGCCUUUAGCUUGUACUGCUAUCUGUAAUAGAUUAGGGAAGCAGUGAUUUUUUUUUUUUUUUUUUAUUUUUUUUUUUGUCUAAGAAGAAGCUUGCUCUGCAUGUUAUAAAUUAGCGUAUACUUAUUGCCAGUCCUUAUUUAGUUAUUUUUCAUUUAUGAGUAUGACCCUUGCAAACAGUAAUGCCAUAAUGGUAUGUGUGUUGUCUACUUCUAGGUCUGAAGCAUCUCUGCAUUGCUUUUGUAGUGAAACAAGAUCAGAGCUCAUGUAUUGUUAGAGAAAAAAAAAUCCAGACAAAAUAAUCUUGAGUUUUAUAAAUGUUAGUGUGAUAAUAGCAUUAUAGUGGUAAAAAUAAUCAGAGAUGUGAAUUCUGAAUCAUUAUCUGGGGCAUAUGCUACUUGGUACUUUCCAUUAUAUAGCAAUCAAAUAUCAUAUUUGAUGUUAUCAUAAUUUUGAAAGUAAAAAUUUGAUGUAGUGGCAUAAACACUGAAAUCUGUAAAUGGCUAAAAUCAUGUCAAUGUGUAGACACUUAGUUCAGAGAGAUGUAGUUUUCUCACCAGAGGCUGGAGUAUGGAGAAUUGAAUACAUGUAGAUAUCAUUAGGUGUUAGUGCCUAAAGAGAAUCUGAAAUUUAAUUUUGUUUGCUAAUACAUAAACAGGCGUUUUCAGCUUGUAGUUUAGCUUAUUUUUAUAUGUUGAAAAGUGUAAUUAAAAUUAUAUUGAAAACUAAAAGCACCAUACAAAAGGAUUUUGUUUUUAAUAUAAGAGAACCACACUUUCAUCUGUUUAAUUUUAGAUUUAAAACAUGUCAUGGCAUGCAGUGUUUAUUUUUUAAUUCAGGACUGCCUCAUCUUUAGCUAGGUCCUACUGCAAGAUAUGAACAUGUUAGCACAAGGGUUUCUUUUGUAUUCUCUUCAAUGUAAUACAGCUUAAUAAACUUCUCAAUAUGUGGAUGCAGCUACUUUCCCUCUGGUUUGAGGAGAUACAGCCGUUAAUACUUUAAUUAUGUUUUGUUCAAAUAAAGAAAACAUACUACAGUUGAGAGGCUAUCUACCAACUUCAGCUUUUAUUUCCUGAAUAUGUGAACCCUUACUAUCUAAGAGGACAUUUCUUUUUUUUUAUUGUCAUGACAAGUCAGUUUUAAGAUUGUUGAGCGUUAUACAGGAGAACAUGGAUAGCAAAAAUUAGUUUUUAGCUCUUUGUACUAUUCUGGAAAGUUUCAGCUUACACUUUGUUUUUUAAUUUGUUACAUUUUAUUAUGUUCAUCUAGUGCUAAAUUUGAUGUGAGAUCAGAAAGGGUAUUCUAUACUAGUUGUUAAUGAAAUUAUUCUUUUUCCAUUGAAAAGGCUAUAUGCGUCUUUUUUGGCCUGAAAAGCUUAUCAGCAGUGGUAAAAGCAUAAUUUAAUCUCCCUUUCAUGCAGUUAUUGAUAACCUUAAUGAGGCUGCCUGUUAACUGGCUUUCUUAGAAGUCGUUGCUCUGUUCUUUCUUUAGUGCAAAUAUUUAGCUCCUGCACUGAUUAGUAAAUCAUGGGCCGCUUAAUAAUUGCUACUAGAAAAGGCACCAUUUGCAUAACAAUCAAAGGAAUUACUGAUUUGGCCCAGAAAGAUCAAGAGAGGAAUUUAACAUUCAUAGAUUAUAUAGCCUAUCAUUGGGUCCUUCAUGGUAUUUUCCCGACUGAUAUGGGAGCUGUAUCUUAAUUUGUUACAUAUAAAUCGCACCCAUCACGGUCUGGAUUCAGGUAUAUCUGAGGAAACUAAGCACCACAGCAGCAAAAACACUAUUUUCGUUCUCUAAGUUCGAUAUUUCUAUUAAUAAUGUAGGUAUUCUAAGUUAAAUUAUCAGGUAACCAAACUUGUGCUAUGUUGGUAGAGUAUAUUUUUGCAUUAAUGAAACAACUAUGGAAAUGAUACACAUAAAGAAAUGUUAAAUGCUAUUACAUUGUUGUUUUUUUCAUAAAUAAACCAUGUCCCAAAGUUC
Molecule: messenger RNA, 14526 nt
Organism: Parus major (Great Tit)
Lineage: Eukaryota; Metazoa; Chordata; Aves; Passeriformes; Paridae
Gene: SREK1
Product: splicing regulatory glutamic acid and lysine rich protein 1
Exons: 11
Coding region: 7142-8815 (557 amino acids)
Cellular component (GO): nucleoplasm
Molecular function (GO): RNA binding
Source: RefSeq, a predicted model, not a curated record